Molecule: messenger RNA, 19102 nt
Organism: Dermacentor silvarum
Lineage: Eukaryota; Metazoa; Arthropoda; Arachnida; Ixodida; Ixodidae
Product: longitudinals lacking protein, isoforms H/M/V-like
Exons: 7
Coding region: 97-1296 (399 amino acids)
Biological process (GO): regulation of transcription by RNA polymerase II
Cellular component (GO): nucleus
Molecular function (GO): DNA binding; protein binding
Source: RefSeq, a predicted model, not a curated record
CAAACACAGCGUACUAGCAACAGUGAAAAGUAGAAUCGAGCGAGCGAGCGUCGGGUUGGUUUGUAAACAGUGUUUUAUUUCGCGCGAGGUGCCAGCAUGGGCUCCCAACAAUUUUGUCUGAAGUGGAAAAGCCACUACAGCAAUCUUCUGAGUGCCCUCGACCAGCUACUGUUCAGCGAGUCGCUCACAGAUGUCACACUUGCCUGUGAAGGGUUUAGCCUCAAGGCUCACAAGGCUGUGCUUUCAGCCUGCAGCCCCUUCUUUCAGACCUUAUUUGCAGAGAACAGCUGCCAGCACCCAAUUGUCAUCCUCAAAGAUUUCAAAUUCUCUGAACUGAGAGCCAUUGUAGAUUUCAUGUACCACGGUGAAGUGAAUGUCUCACGUGAGCAGCUUUCCUCACUGCUGAGAGCUGCAGAGGCACUUCAAGUGAAAGGCCUUACUGACCUGACCAGUGACACUCCUGAACUGGCUGAACAGUUGCCCAGUUUGACUUCCUCAGAGGUGCGAGCAAGUAAUGUAGACUCUGCAAGCGUUGCGUCACCGUCAAAAAGAGCCCUAAAAUCGCCACCAAGCAGCAAGAGAAAAAGAGUCAGACCUCGACAUGUCGCACCUCGAGAGCAAGAAAGUCGGGUUUCUAGCAAUGAUGAGGCAGAAGAAGAAAACUCAAGUGACGGAGAAAUUUCACCUAAGCGCAACUCCGAGGCAGUCGCACUGCAGAGAACUACUAGGUCAAGCAAGAGUGGCAGCUCCUGCUCAGUGUUAGAAACCUUGUUGUCCACCAAAGAACUGAGUGGAAACUGUGAGCAGAGGCAUAGGCUGCAUGCAUGUCACGAAGCUACAGAAGAAGAAAAAGACUUUGAGACGUCACGGCUUCUAGAACAAGCACUGGCAAAGGGUGAUGAGUCCAGUUCAAGUGCUGUCGACAGCAAUUGCCACGAGAAGAUGUUCCCAGCAUCUUCUCAGUUGAGCUUGCUGGCUACAGCAAAAAUGCUGGAGUCUGGUUCUGGGAAACCAGAAGCGGAAGAAGAUGCUUCUGCACUGCUAGCGACACUGGCAGCAUCAGGCGAGAGCUCCAAUUCUGGCAACAGUUCUGGGCAAGGGACUCCCCAUUCCUUAUUUCCUGCGAGAGGUGGUCGCAACUCUGGCUGGACAGAGGAGCAAAUGCAGCGGGCAUUGAGUGCUGUCUUUGCGGAAGGUGUGCCUAUGACAGCUGCUGCAAGGCGCUUUGGCAUCCCCAAGACAACACUGCUUUACCGGCUUCAGAACUCUCUGACCAGGCGCUCACCUAAAACUUGAGGAAUGUUCAGAACAGCCAUUUUUCUGAAGCUCCGUUUCUUUCUGUAUGUUGGGCCUGUUUGCAUUCAUCUCGCCGUGAAACCUUGUUGAAUUCCAGUGAGGUAGGUGAUGCCAUGCGUGUUUGGUUGUCUAUGAUGACCUCAUUACAUGAAAUUGAGGGUGCAUGAUCAAGACCAUUGUCAUCUCACAGUGAAAAAAAAAUAUAUAUAGUGAAGCAGCAAAUUACCCAUUGGGAUAGAUCAGCUGCGAGAUUUUUAGAUUGCCCAUUUUAGCGCACAGUUGUCAGGCCGCUGUGUAUGCUUUAAAUAUUAGAAGUGAUCCAGAUGUGUUGAGCACUUGUAUGGACUUGUUAGUAUGUUCAGACCUUAAGCAGGCAAUACUUGACGUGAAUGUCAUUUUGUAGGCAUAUGCAGGGUCCUUUGAUAACUUCUUUUAAGUUCACAAAAGUUAUACAAGAGUUUUUGGUACUCUGCACAAAGUAGGCAUGACAUAGUGCAGCAUCAUUCAGGGGGCUGUAUCUGUUGCUUUGGGGAGACUAACAUACAUGCAUAGUGAUACAAGCUUUGUAAGGUUUUUUUUUUUUUUUGUUUUUUUACCGUAGUUUUGUAAAAGACAGCUGAAAAAAUGGGGGUUCAGUUGAUGAUCACAAAUAGUACAGUUCUUUAAAUCUUAAUCUAGAAGCACAAUAAAUGCCAGGAUUUAAAUUCAGUUAUGAUUCUUAGCAGACAUUGUAUCUGUGCCACAUCAUGAUAAUGUUUCGCUGCUUUUGGUAACUGCGUCUGUUACCCAAUAAGUGCCGUGCUCUAAUUAUCCCGUUUGGGCAUCUUUGCACACCCCCUUGUAGUGCCUGAGUAUGCCGUGCAACAAUUCUUUUCCAAGAUGAUUCAUGAUCAUGAAACCUUAGUGUAUUGGUCAUGACAAAGUAUAUACAGAAGUUAAAUUCUGUGGCGCCUUUUAUUUGUGUGCGAUGCCGGUGUCUACAUUUUGGAGAGUGACAUCAGUUUGGAUGGAGCCGCUGGUGCAAGUUGAUCGGCGAGCGUGGAAAGAACCAAUCAGCAAGUGCUCUCUUCCCCUCUGAACUCGCAUGCCUAUGUGCUGCCCUUUCCCUCGGCAAGAUGCCUGACCACCGGUGCCUAACAGUGCAACACGGUAGCCAAAUCAAGCCAUUCGCUUUAAAACCUCUGGCACACAGUGGGUGGCAACGUCCAAAAUUCCCAGCACUCAAAAGGUUAAAGGGUGAGAGAUGUGCAUAUGUGUUGUCACUAUGAAUAGUAAUUGAAUAGAAAUCUUUGCAUUUAGUGUGCUUGAAGCAGUUUUUUUUUCUAUUUUUUUUUUUUUAAGAUUUGUACUGUUUGGGGCUGAUUGAGUGCACCCCUUCUCGUGCUGUGUUGCAAUAAGACUCUCUGACUGACAGCUAGAGCCCACUGAACGAUGCUAUGCUGUGUAACAGCUACUUUGGAUGACAUGCGAAACUCUCUUUUGCAAGUUUUUUCACCAGAAAAUAAAAGCAGGCAUAAAAAAAAACUAUGGUGAAUGCUUAGCUUAUGAGGGCAACAAAGGAAGCAAGUGUCGUUGCUUUGUCAAGUAUGAUGUAUUGCCAGAUGCUGCCUUGAAAUUUUGCAACUGGGUCGGUAGAGAUUUUUAUGGGGCUCUGUAAUUUGUCACUGAUUCAUAGUCAACUGUUUUCAGUCAUAUUGCUACAUUCAGCAUUUAUUGCAAGGUGCCACAAUUUGUAUUCGUUAAGUAAUUUAGUCAAGCGCACUUUUAUCAGACUUGAAUACGCAGAAAUGAUCACUGGUGAGGUCUUGUAUAAAUAUUCAGCAUUAUUGUUUACCCACUUCAAACUGACAUUGACUAAAGUAUUUAAUAUGAUAUAACAUUGUUUCCAUAACUCUUCGUCCACUGAGUGGUGUUCAGCACUCUUAUCACUUAGCUGAUUGUCCCGUGGCUGCACCUAAGCAGUCUUGAAACUUGAGCACUGGUGUCAUCUUGUGUUUUUACUGCUAAAGUUUGGGGUUUGCAUUGCAAGUGUUCUAUGUAGGUAGGGGAGCACUGCUUGUUUUGGGCUCAUGUUGGAAGCAUAAACAACUUGUGAGGGCAAGAAACCUGCAGAGGUGGCCUUGUGCAAAGGCCACAGUGCAUGUGAACGCAUGAGAUGGCUUCUAAACCCCUUAUUUCUGCCCAUUUCAUAGGCCCCACCCAACCAUCAAGCUUUUUCACUUUCCCUGAGCAAUUUACUUUUCACAUCUGGAGGAGGUAAAGUUAAUAUGAGGUCGGGGGCUGUGUUGUGGAACAUCCAUCUUGUUUUGCAUUCUUGCCACCCUUUGUCAUUGGCUCAGAUGCUGCCGUGCCAUGAUCAUCAUCAUUAGAAUCAGCCACUCAAUGUGACAAAUGAUGAAAGAACGAAAAAUGAAAUAGAUUGUUAUGAAAUGUGGUCCUGUAGCUAGCUGCAUUGGCGUGCACCCUUCAGUUGGUUUUCCCCGAGUUAUGUGAAGGCAGCAAUAUAGACAAGAAGUUUGAAUACAACAGAACUUGACAGGAGCACACCAAUCUGCCACCAGUGUCUGAGCAGUUUGUGUUUGGUAGUCAGUGUUAAGCAAACGCCAGCAUGUUGGCAACAUAAGAAUAUAUGCUGAUGCUGGCGUGCACUUCUCACAAGGUAACAGGAAAGUGUGCAUGCUGUGCUUGUGCAUUUUAAUCAAUAUUGUAUUGAGAUUCUUUCCACUGGCCAGCAACUGUUGAUGUGGGUUGGUUCAGUUGGUACCUUACAAAUAUGGGUUUUGGCUGUUGGAAAGCUGGUGUCCAUCAUGGGUGGUAUUCUGGUGUGGUCACUUUUGAAGAUAGUUCCACUUUUGUGAGAUUUCACAAGACUCAGUCCUGGACGCAUCGAAGUAUAUAUGGCUGACAGCACUCUUGGCACUGUGCGAAGAUAGCGUGCUUGGCAAAGUGGCAGAAAUGCUGUCGGCUGUACAUGUAUAUGUGUCGGGUGCUAAGUCUCGCAAAAUCUUGUGAAAGUGAAACGACCUUCGAAAGUGAUCGAUACAAAACAAUUUUUGAAUACUGCCCGAAGAUGUGUGUGCCUCAUUAUAAAUGCUAAAGGCAUCACAUGAAAGCUUAACAAGCACAUUUUUGUUUAUUUAAUUUAUUAUAUGCCAGACUGUGUCAUGAUUUCUUUUUGGGCUUGAUAUAUUGGAAAGUGAGUGUAUUCUUGCAUGCAUGGUGAAGGUGCCAUGCCCCCAGCUCUUAUGACUUUUCUGCCAAAUGCUUUGCACCUUGAGCAGCACUUGCAUUCUUAUCUCUAGCUUUUGAGAACUCUUUUACUGUGAACUGUACUUAUGAGCUAGGAAACGAGCCGAUCAUGUUUUAUCAUUCGUGUUUGUUUGGUUCGCUCAUUGCACUUUGAUUCUGGCUCUGGUUUCUAGUUUAAAGGUGUCCGACUUUGGUUCAUAUAAUCGACCAUGCAAUUUUAAGCUGAGCAUUCUGACUGUUCUGCGCAGGCGAUUAGAUAGAACGUGCUUUGGGCACUGACAAGUGCUAAAUGUUUUCUGGGAGGCUCAUCUCUUUCAGGCUCAUCUUUUUGCACUACGCCCCAGUGCUGAUCAAAAUGCUGUGCCUACAACAUCGGGGAACAUGCAAUGCGGGGCACUCUUUUUUCACUCUGCUAGCAAGGAGUGCAUUGUUUUGCACAUGCUUCUCUGAGAUUUGCGGGUUCGUGAACCAAAUGUAGGGGGAGGGUAAUUAGGGCAUUAGUGAAGAUAUGCUCAGUAAAGGUCACCCGGCAGUGUGCUAGAAUGGCUUGCAUCUGUCCUGCUUGCCAGAUGGAUGGCACUGCAACUGCAAAAAAGCAUGCGUCUGCUGGGCCUGCAUGCAAAUUAGAUGAUUAUUUAAAUGAACGCUAUAGAGAAAAAAUUACUGCAGAAACUUCCUAGUGGAACUUGCAAGUUAGUGCAUAAGCAUUCUUUCUAGUUGCUCAUCUUGCACACAUGCAUCUCUUAUUAUUACCCUUAUUAAUCUUGAUUGGGCUUAAGUAAUGUAAUUGUCAUUCAUCUUAAUUUGGCUUAAUUCACUUUAAUUACCCUGAAUUAUUAUUAUUACCUUUAUUAGUCUUGGUAGGGCUUAAGUAAGGCAUGGUAAGCCAGAAAAGAUGCAAAAACAAGACUGCUGGUGAUGCCACGUUGAAGUUCCCGCACCAGCUUACUGUAACAUCAUGGAUACCGAUGGUGUCUACUCGGGCCUAGUCAAAUUUUUGUAAAGAAAGCAAGGAAUGAACUUGGCAAGUUUCGGGAUUUUUUACUGCACCACAAUGGCCAAAUAUGCGAAAGUGCUUUGAAAUUCAUGACGUCACACUGAUGCACCGAUGCUGGAUUUUCAGCAAGAAAAUUCAAAAGUGGAAGUUCGGCCUUCAUUUUAUCUUCUAGUAAUCAACCUUCUACCAGAAAUUUUAUGGAAAUAGUGUGGAAGGAUACCUUAUCAGCCUAAACUGAUUUUGUUGUUUCUCUUUAGUGUUCCUUUAAAUUGUAGGGAAGCCUCUUGGUGUUCUGCAGAAGUUCCCAGGAAUUCUUCCUGUGGCACUAGAGUUCUCUCAUUGUUUUCCACCAGUACUGUGAGGUUCUUCCCAAGAGCAUAUGUAACUAUUUGAAUGUAUCAGAGUUCAGAAACUCAUAAUUGCGGUUUGCAGCGCUUGAGUUCAGAGAAUCAUAAAGUCCCUUGAGUGAAUAAAAAGUGCAGCAUGCUACUAAGUAUUCCAGCAUAAACCAAGUCAACUAAUAUGCUAAAUUUUGGCUAAGUGACACGCUGACAUUGGUCCAAAAUGUGGAAAUAUGUACAGGUGUGUUAAUUUUUAUAUCUAAGAGCACUCUGAUGAAUACUAGUGAAAGUCAGUAUCAGUGCUUCUAGUGGAUGCAGCUGCAUUGUUAUUUUGCUGCCAGCAAUGAGGAAGGGAGGUUUAUCACUUAGGAUGGCAUUACAGAGAUGAGCUUAUGCUUGAAUGCAUUGAGAGAUAAUGGUGUAUAUAAACAAUGCUGGUAGUACAUGAUGAAAUGUCUGUUUCCUGGCUGCAGAACUUGAUUUAUAUCUUUUUUGUUGUCGUGUGAAGAGCUAUUCUUUUUGAAUGUUACCAUUGCCAUUAGAGCUCUUUCAUUUUUAUUAGUAUUGCAAAACUUGAUUUAUAUCUUUUUUGUUGUCGUGUGAAGAGCUAUUCUUUUUGAAUGUUUCCAUUGCCAUUAGAGCUCUUUCAUUUUUAUUAGUAUAUUUUUGUUGACUGCGUUACCUGUUUAUAUUUUGCACUGUAAGUGGUUGUCGUCAGGGUAGUGCCUUUCAGUUUCAUGUCUUAGUCUUUUGAGACUCACAGGCCGAGUUAAGCACUGCAUGAUAGUCCCAUAUAUUGUUCUUCUAUGUAAAGCGGGCUUUGCACCUAAGAGCACUCUAUGGCAGUUUUGUGUUUUCUGAACCACUGUGGCACCAGCUAUUCUUCAGUAAAAUUUAGGCUGGCCUUGCUAGCUCAUGCUUGUGUAAACGACAUAAAUGAAAAGAGUCAUUCUUGGCAGAUAAUUCUUACCAAUCUAUUCUGUGGUCAAGCUGGUGACUACAGCACAGUAAGCUGUCAUGUGUGUUUGGUACAAGUCUGUGCUGCUUGUUUCUGUGCAGCACCAACUACUAAUUCAAAACAGUCAUUUGAGUGAGUUGGUAAUUGAAUAUCUCUUGAGACAAACUGCACAAAUCAAACACCGCUUGUGUUGUUUGCUUGCUUUCUCCUUUGUUCGGUUCAUGGUGUUCAUUUACAAAGAAGCAACUAUUCACCUAAGCUCUGUCCACUGGCCCUUGUCUUAGAUAACAACAAAACAGUAAACCCUCGCUAUAAUGUGCUCAUUAGGACAACAAAGAAAGAUAUAGUCUCCUUAAGGACUGGUGUAGCUAAUGUUGUGAGUCACUGGCAGAUCAGAUUGAGCAUUCCUGCAUAGCAGCAGACAAAGACACAGGCCUUUUUUGUAUCGUGGUGUAUUAUGUUUGUGAAAAACUAACACAGGUAAAAAUAUUUUGUUCCACCUGAAUGUACUUGGUGAGGACAAGCUUAAUGUGAGCACGAAUUUUCUGUGCACCGGUGACCUGUGGCACACCAUGAGAAAACACACCCAGAAAUGUGUGGGUCGUCUAUACAUCAAAUGCAUAUAUGUAAUUUUUAAAAGUUAGGAUGCCUGUAAACCGCUGCCUAGCUGAGCACCGUUGCUGUUGUCCGAGGAAUUUAUAUAUUGAGUGUUUCAUGUAACUAGAAACAAACUUUAAAAAUAGAGUGGUACACCUUAGAUGAAUGAUAACAGUGACAUAUUGUUCAUAGUUGUCUUGAGUUACUUAGACUAUUUUUUGAAGCGAGAUUAGGGAGCUAAGUAAUUGUGUUUAAAUAUGCAAAAUUUUACAUAUUCGUUUUAGGGCGUAAGUCUCAUUUGAAAAGUUGUAGAAAACACCCAAUGAGGUUGUUUUUAUCAGGGUAUCUUUUACAUGGUUCUUCUUUCCGGGGCUUUAAAGACAGCCCAUAAAAUAUGAAAAAAAAAAAAGACUUCUAACCACGCUUGCAUGUCUGAAUUACAGCUCUGUCAACCGUGUUUCUGUAGAAUAAAGCCUGCAUACCAGUAAAAAAAAGAAUGAAGAGAUUGGCUACUGCAUCCAGCAUACGUCAGCAUCUCCAGUGUGAAGAUCGUGAUUAACCACGGUCCUAAAUGAUAAAAGAUAGCCGGUGCUGAACAGGGAUGCAGACACACUAGUCGGUUUUCAAGGCGCAUGCAGGCUUCAUUCUUUAGAAACACGAUUGAGAGCAUUGCAAUCCAGACAGGCAACCGUGUAGUGGCAUAAUUUUUUUCAUAAUUCAUGGGCUUUCUUUGGAGCUCAGAAAAAAGACUGCUGAAUAAGAUAACAACAUGGAAACAACUUCAUUGGGUGUUUCUGAGCACGUUCUACAACUUUUCAAGUGAACCUGCUGUGGUAGCCAAACGGUUAUGGCAUGGCACUGCCAAGCUCAAGGUCACGGGUUCGAUCCUGGCCGUGGCGGCCGCAUUUUGAUAGAAGCUAAACGCAAUAACGCUCGUGUACUUAGAUUUAGAUGCACAUUAAAGAACACCAAGUGUUCAAAAUAAUUUCUGGUGUGUCAUCUUGGUACAUAGACAUUAUAAUAAAAUAGCACAUUACUUUCAACGGAUUGUUUACUUUAACUGAUUUUCUAUGAUUUAAGUUUCCCUUUAUGGCGUGCCUCAUAAUCAGAUUGUGGUUUUGGCGCCUAAAACCACACAAUGUUCUUUGAACUUCUCAAAUGCUCCUGAGAAGUUCCUUACUAAAGAUUGCCUUACUAAACAUAACUAAUUAGCAAAACAAUUGAACUUAAAAAUACAGUCUGAGUAACUCAAGAUGACUAUGAACAAUACACCGUUGCUCUCACUUGUGUAAGGUAUACCACUAAGUUUUUAAUGUUUGGUUCUAGACACAGAUAAAAGCCAUUGAAUGAUAAUAUUACAUGACUAUGCAUCAAUGUCACUGCAAGUUUCUGAACACCAGAAGUACGACAUUCACUGUUGCAAUAUUUUUAUUCUCUUGUCAGUAAAAGUUUACAAUGCUCAAGCUUUAAAAUGAUUGCCUACAUUAGGUUAUGUCUCAGUGCACUUUGGAUCACUGAUGUAUCAAAUGAAUAGGGGUUAGAAAUGCCUGGCAUGUUUGAUGUGUACAGUAGACUUGCGUUAGUUCGACUCUGGUUAAUUCGAUUUUUCGGUUAAUUCAAUCCCAGCCGAAUGUCCAAUGCAGCGCCUGUGCAUUUCUAUAUGCCCAAACAUUCAUUGGUUCAAUCUUAAAAUUGGCCUUCACCGGAUAAUUUGAACUUCACCCGUCAGCAAGCAUGUGCCUUACCCCUAUGGGUCCUUUAUUCUUCAAGAAAAUUAGGCCGAAAAUUGCCUGCGAGGCGCAGUCAAAUACAACCGAAACUGCGUUCGCGGUGUUUAUAUGCCUUGCCGCAUAACACAGCUGCACAAUGCAUGUCCAUUUUUCCCUGCCCAUUUUUCUUGCUAAAAAAUUGUGUGCCCAUUACAUUUCUAUUUUGUUUAGGAGAGUUAAUGUCAUUUUUAUGUUAGGUUUUUCUGCUUUCGACACAUGGAAAGCGGGCGCGCAUUUGAUUUGAGGGCGUGUUAGAAUCGGGCAAAUACUGGCAAAUGAAUCUGCAAUGUGUUUCGGCAUUUUUUCUGCUUCUUGUUUAAUUUGACCUAAUGGGUAAUUAGAUAAAUUUCGUUGGCACUGUCAAGGUUGAAUUAACUGUAGUCGACAGCCUUUGCAAAAUGGCAUUUGCAAAGGCAGUGGCGCUAUUUUUUAUGCCCAGGAAAGGAGUGAAAGUGUUCGACUCCUCAGUGGCUCAUGGUGCAUUGAGGUGUAUUGCUCUUAUCCUUCUAGUGAACCAUAGUGUAAAGGAAUUUGGACACACAAAAAAGAGCUCCUGCUAUGGAUGUUUUUAACCAGCCAAAAUAAAGCAGAUAAACUAGUUAAUACUGCGUUAGAUAAGUAAUACAGGCAUUAAAGUAUGUGAUGUUUCUUAUUAUUUAUUUAUUAUUUUAUUUAUUACAUACUGUAAACCUCAAGUUGUCCAAGCAGGACAGGCACGCGUAACAAAAUGCAAAUGAGUAUAAACACAACUGUGAAGAUUGUAAACAGAAGUACAACGCAGUUGAAAACACAAUUGCAAGACAAUUUCAACGCAAUCGUAAGAAACAACAAAAUGAAAAUAUAACACUAAUGCAUUGUACAUGACAAAAUAUCUGAAACAAUAUUAACUUCGUAAGGCUCCGUCAGGCGGUUCCAGUCAGAUAUUGUACUUGGAAAGAAUGAAAACUGAAAUGUGUUAGUUUUAGCAAAAUAUGGACCUAGAGAAUGGGCUCGAUGAUGUCUUGUAUGUCUGGUGAAUAGAGGAGAUAAAUAAAUUCUGGGGUCAAGGGCGAACUUAUGAUUCAGAAGUGAAUAAAGAAAGUUUAGACGGUUCUUCGUCCGUCGUAUUUCGAGUUUUUCAAUAUUGGGGGCUGGUCAUGAGCUCACUUGGUGAGGCUGUUAGUUUGAAUUUAGAAUAAAUAAACCUUACAGCCUUUCUUUGAAUAGCUUCUAGUUUAUUGAUAUUAACUUUAGUGAAAGGAUCCCAUACGACACUCAGUGGCUGACAACCACCAUCAAACGACGCCCCUGUCGUUUGAACUGUUUUUCUUGGUGUUAAUUAGGCAACAUUUUUAUCCAGGUGCAGAAAAAUAGACAGAAAAAAAGAAUAGCAAAAAAGUGCUAGUUUUUUCUGUUCAGUAAAUAUUACCAGCCGGAUAUAUAAAUUGUUGGCAGUCAGCUAUUUAUGUGUACACCAACAAAGCACAGGGCAACUAAAGAGUGUGUGGGAUAUUGCGAGCAGUGUGGCUAAAGUUUGUCUGAAUACAGUGUACGUCUUAUGAAACUCUAACAGUGUCAUCAAAUAGAGCCAGUGAUGAUACAUGCACAUGCUCCACCUAGUUGCCAUGAGUCCAUCUGCAUGAUCUGAGUGUUCCAGCGUACAUCUAGGCUUUGUAGCUCACAAGCUGCUGUUGGCAUGAUGUUAACCUUUCGUCAUCUGACACAUGAGCCUAUCACACCAAGUGAAGAGCCAUGAUGUGUUGUUUUGGCUGCUGCUGUUUAAUACCCCAAGGAAAGCUUUCUGCUCUUUUAAGGUUCUUCCCACUGCAUUCAUCUCUCCUUGGUUCUUGUUUAGAUUAGUCUUAGUGCUGGAGGUCAUGAGAUUGUUUUUGUAUUGUUUUGUUAAGUUUUCCAUUUAUAGGAUGAACUUCAAAAUUAUUGACUAGGCGCCACCAUCUUGCAUUAAUUAAAGGGCCGAUGAGACAUCCACCCAAAUGUAGCAAUUGCUACAAAGGACCAGGACAAAUUUUUCUUCAACUGCGAAGCUUUCUUUCGAGGAACCUGUAUGGGUUUCCUUUGUAGCAAUUGCUACAUUUGGGUGGAUGUCUCAUUUGCCCUUUAAUUACUUCUCUCCGCCUAGCGGGUUUCCGCUGAACUAUUACGUCAAACAUCUUGCAUUAAGUGACACAUACUAGCCUGAUAUCUGCUAUUUUGUUUGAACUGUUUUCUUUCUUAAGAAAUUAAUUUUUGAUGUCUGCUGCAUUAACUGUGUGCAAGGCAGGGCACUAUGGAAAAGCGGCAGGUAUGGGAUGUUGCAUGCGCACUGUACCUGCGUUUAUUGGUGCAUAACUUCAAGACGCAUACUGCACCAAAAUGUGUGUGGAGCUUUGAGAAUUGUUCGCGUACAAUUGCUCUUCCACUGUAGGGUUUGGCAUAGUUUUGCAUUCACCAAUGCUGCAGUGCGCUUUGUUAUCGCACAUCCAAAAUAUCUCGGAUUUCCAAUUUAGUUGGUAUUUCUCUAGUUUGUUGUCCACCUGCUGGGCACAUUGUCAUAAAGGAAGGCAUGUGUGCCCCCAUUUUCCAUCAUUACUGCAGGCUUUCUUGCCACUUCUUUAGCUUGCAUUCAGUUCCUUAGGAUGCUUAUCUUGAUUCCUUCCACUUGCUUAAUCCACAGUGUUGCAGUGCAGCUUUUGCAGUAUUUUUCACCUGGUACAAGUGAAAUGAAAAAUGCAGGACCACGAGCCUGCUUGUCUCCAGCACACAAUUUUUACUAAGCAAAGUUUUCUGCACUCGUAAUCCAGCCUAAAACACACACACCAGCCUCAACUGUACCAUAGCUUUUAGCACGGUAAGAAUCAAAAUGAAGUGAUGUAGUUAUAACGAGGGUUUACUGUAAUAGGCCCUUUUCCUAAACGUACUUCACUACGAUGUAUCUUUUCCAAAUUGUGGUCAUGGUUAGCUAUAAACAAAGAUAAAAAGUGAACUGCCUAUGCUACUGCUCUCAAGUUUCACCUGAUGCCACCAUGAUCACCGUAUACCGUAUCAACAUUUUACAUUUUGUUAAAUGCAUUAGCUAUGUAGCUGUGCUCUGAUUUAAAUAUUAGCUGAGCCACCAAUGUGGUGGUGAAUCACCUUGUGGGCAAGCUGGCUUUACAUUUAGGAAGAUCUAAAAAUGGAUAUUUCAUACACGUUUGUAGAUGCUCAAGAAAAUGUCUAUAGUGCUGCUUAGUCUUUUAUGAACUCCAUAACAGCACCUAACCACAUCUUUACCAAUACAGUUUGUGUUCCUUUCGUAACAUCUUGGUGAGGGCUAGUUGGUUCAUGUUUAGAACUAAUCCUUAACAGCAUGAGUAAAUAAGGACACACAAAGAAACACACCACAGAACAGAUGCCCACUGCCAACUGAAUUUUUAUUCUGACCUCUGGUGGCUGUUUCUUUGUGUGUCCUUGUUUAGUCACACUGUUCCUGUUUACUUCUGAAGUUUGUACUCCCUAAUAAUAGCCUCUGAAAAUUUGGUUUGGUAAUAAGCCAAGCAUGACAUAACAUGAAUGUGCUGUUUCCACAUUUAUGUGUUUUGGUCUAUAGCAGUGUUUUAUACUAUAUGGAGUUCAGUUGGAAAUAUUUUGAUCUGUACUGUAUCGUGUCACCAUCAUUAUUUCGCUCGGUGACUUGUGUUCAAUACUGGUGCUGUGGUCACCACACUCAUUAACUGUAGGAGAGAGAGACAGAGAGAGAGAGAAUUUAUUUGAAGGAAAAAAUACAGGUUGGCCUGAGCUAGCAGGCUCUGGCCUACUACUAAACUAUGGAAGGCGGAACAGUAAGCAAAGGGUCUGGUUUUCUUUAAUAUGUGGCUAGCAUUUUGGCACAAUACACAGCAGUGUUGGUUCUUGGGGCCACAUAAAUUAUAAAAGUAGCUGUAACGAGCAUAGUUUAUUAUAGAAAAACAUUUGUAAAACAAGUUGCCUUUUUUGAUGUAUACCUCACUCCAUAGAGGCAUGAGUAAUAUCAACAAGAAGCAUGGCUGUAUGCUAGGUAUUUGUGCCCUAAUUUUACAGAAACUUAUUUGUGUGAAGUUAUGCAGCCGAGUACCUGCAUAUUGAUGCUGGAAAUCUUAAGUUAUUGCCCAUAGCAAACAGUGAAAAUGUCCCUGUGAAAAUUACAUCUUAAAAUACAUGUAAGUUGUGUUUCUAUAUUGCAUUGCAUUCUGUGGUGCAUUUGGUGUUUCUUGCGACAUGAAGUGCCAUGCUUAUUUAAAGUGCCCCUCACCAGGCACCAUUGGAAAUUUUGGUUAUGUACAAGGUUGUCCACUCUUAAUUAAGCGAAACACACGCGCUUGCAGCCACACUCCAUGGUGUGCCACGUGUGGCCGCUAGGCGAACUACUUGUGUAAGCGUGUUGAGAUCCAGAGGCAGCGCCUACGCCGUGUCAUCUGCUACUCUGCUGGCGUGCGGAAAACCUUGCUUGAUACUAGCACUGUAGGUUUGCUUGAAUCGUGGUGCACGAACGCCUGUCUUUUGUGUCAAUCUUCGUAAAACGCUGAGUGUUUUAUGGCACCUGGCACAACAAACUGCUUGAAGUGGUAAACCAGUAGUCCUAGAAUAACAGUUUUUUAUAGAGGUGUUAUUUGUUUCAAUAUUUGACAACACACUGUAUGCAUAAUGGGUCUGCCUAUAUGCUGCUCAUCUCAAUUUACCUAAUGAACUCGUAAAAUAUAUCGGCACUAGUCAGUCCAAAUUUUUUUAUCAGUAGCACUAUGCGUCAAAUGGGAAAAAGCAAUGCAUUUGACCAACAUAUUUCUGAGGCUAGUCACAUGACACAUGUAGUGUGUGUUAACGUCUACUUGUAUUUCCACAUUAUGUUGUUUUGCUGAUGAACAACUUGGCCAUCUGUUCAUUAGGACAGGGCAAUUGCAUUGCUAUAGCAGUGACGUAAAGGGCGUUUACAGUUUGGAUUUUACAUUAAAUGGAUUGUCUUAGCAGGUGGAGUACAUGGAGUCAAGGAAGGCAGCGAGGGAGAUGGAUAUAUGCAAGGAAAAGGAUCGACGAAAACAUUGUAAGAAAGGUUGAUGCUUUAUUAUAAGCCUCAGCUCUUCUGACUUUCGACAUGUUAAAAACACAGUCACAAAAAUGCCAAGAGGUCCCUCAUAAUUGCACCACACAUAAAAAAGCAGGUAUUCUGCAAGCACUUUACUAAUUUGAGCAGUUUGUUCUGCGAUGGGCGAUAACACCCAACGCUUUUUGUACGGUGGUAUGAAAGACCUUCCUUUCGGGAAUGCUGCACCGUGAUGUAAGCAAAUUUACGAUGCCAGCAUGAGGCGAGGUUUUUCGCUCGCCAACACAGUGGCAGACAACAGGCCUUCCUUUGGCUCUCAACGCGCAUGUGCAAGCAGUUUGUCCAGCAGCCGCAUCUGGCGCUCCACGAAGCGUGGUCGCAUGGUUGUGUGUUUCCCCUAAGAAUGGACGACCUUGUAGACUAAAAGUUGUAAAACACUGCCCAGGGAGUGUUCUACUGCAAGAGUUUUUAAAAAGGGUUUAGUAGUAGCCAAGAUAGAAGAAAAUGAAAUGUCACGAGUCCAUGGUGUGAGGUGAACUACCCUGCCUACAGGCAGAGGCUCUUGCCCAUUCUUGUAACAGAAGGUUGCACAAGAAAAGACACAACAUGGGAGAGCACGAAGAACAAGUGCUAAACUCGCAUUGUUUGUUUAGCGGCAUGUUCCGCUAAAUAUGUAGGAAAGCCGUCUCUCCCAUUGUUUUGACCAGCACCUGAAAAUUACAUUCCUCUCUUGCCUUCUGUCAUAUGAGAGCCGUGCGCCCACAUCAUGUUUACACCACAAUCCCUGCCUCCUUCUGUUUUUUUUUUUGUUUUUUUGUGCGGCUCAUUUCCAGAGGUGGUUUUGUGCACCCUGCAUCUCACGGGAAUCCCUCAGUUCUUCGCGCUGCUGCUGCUGCUGCUGCUGCUGCUGCUGCUGCUGGAUAUUUGUGUGAUGCAGGUGCUGUGCCUUUGGUGCGGUAACACCCCGCCUGUGACAUUAUCUCUGCUGGUGGCAAUAGUGGCUUCUCAAAAAAAUCUAUUCUUGCAGCGCACGUCGAUGUAAUACUUUUCAGAGAGGAUUGUCCCCAAAUGAUCUACGCAUUACAGUUGUCUGUCUACAAUCUCCAAACCUGUUUAACGGUCCUACAGGUGUGCUUUUCCUCUGCACCAACUUUGCACUGGUGCUGUCCUUAUGACUGUGACAAUAACUUCUAUGAGAGACCUGCUUCAGAGUUCCAUUGUGACAGUCUUAUCAGAGUUGAAUAUUUAGGCCUGACAAUGCAACAAGUGAUUGAAGAUUGCUUUUAUCUGUGGCAUGAACAUGGUAAUUGGCCUUGGCAGGGUUGAGCUUAGAAUAAGUUGUACCAUUCCAGGAUACUUUCUCUCUGUCUAAUUGCAGUUCUUAUUAAUUGGUGGCCUGUGGUAGCAGUACUAGUCCAGUAUUUUUUGUAUGCUUACUUAUAGGACCCGCCUUUCUAUGCGGACAAGUUUAAAAGAUUUGGCACUUCCUUCUGCUUUGUAUUUGCUCAAAUUUUGCUACAAGAUUGCAUGCCUUCAUCUGUGUUGUUCAGUAAUCUAACGGAUGUCUUUGAUGAAAGGGAAAAUUGUCAUCCACCAGAAUGCAGCACGAAGCUACAAUGCAUAGAUGUCUUUUGAUUGACUGGAUGAUUUGGAAAAAAUGAAAAACUACUGCAGCAUCCACGAGAUUAGCUGCUGUAGAGGUGUCUAUUGGUUUGGCUGCCUGUGGGGAACUAAAUAUUCAGAUGAACCAGGGAAACAACAAUGCCAAGUGUUUAAUUGUUUAAUUAAAAGAUCAAAAAUGCAACCUGGCUGUGAAAUGCCAGACAGUGGCAGGUUAUUUUAAAGUACUUAGAAUAAAAAUACCGGCCAUUGUGCCACCAGAUGGGGCUGCAAGGAAGAGCGGCUUCUUGCAUUGGCUGGGCUGAGUGUAAAGGCUGUGCUCUGCUGCUAAACCUUGCACUGGGGAGGGGAACAUUCAAUGAAUGCCACUGUGCAUUUUGGAUGGUAUUGCAGAUGCAUGUGCUUUUUUGACAUUACAAAAAUUGAAGUUCACAGUUCCGACAUACUAUUAUCUUUUAGUUCUGGUUUGUCGUGAUCACGGGAAAUGAUAGCAGAUGGAUGGAGGUUUCUGUUAAAUGUUAAAUCGGCAAAGAUUUUAUCUGGAUUAUUCGUGUAGUGAAGCAUUCUGGGAUUUCAGAGCUAUUUUGCAGUUCUAUUAAAAUUUGAUGUACAUACUUAUGCUUUGCUGUGGUGAUGAAUGUGAAUGUUGGUGCGUAUUUUCCAGUUAUAUUUACAUGUGCCAAAACACAGAGGUUGAAGUAAAACAUGCUUUGAGCAGUGCUGUAUAGAAUACAUGAUAGUAACUAGGCUUGAAAUGCAUAUGUCAUUCUACGAAAGCAAGUUUAAGUUUCUGGGAAAUUGGUGCACAUAACUGAAUAUAUUGUUAUCGCACAACCGAAGGUGGCGCCAGUCAGAAGAAGACGAUUUGACGUGCGGAGGUGAAAUUGGAGGUUCCUGUAGAGGGCGACAGAAUUGCAGCGUCAAAAGCCCAUAUCUCGCAAUCAUUGACAGGCAGAAUUUCGCCCAAAGACAUGCCCCUGGGAACAAUUUGAUGUGAACAGUUAAAAUUAAGCAGAAGGAGUGAAGUCUGAUUGCCUGUAAUAGUGAGCACGGUAUGGGGGAACGGCCAGAUUCUUUUCAAGCAGUGUGUUGUCAGUGGUGUGACAUAGCACAUAGACGCCGUCAGGAACAGAUGGAACCGACAUGCUGCUUGAAAAGGAUAUAUUAUAUGUGAAAAGAAACAAUAUUAUAUGUGAAUGUUUUGUGUGUGUGUGUUUGAAUGGUUUACAUGUCCUUAUCAACAGCUCUAUGUGUGCGUGUUUGAAUGGUUUACAUGUCCUUAUUAACAGCUUUACACCUUAGGUAGGGUUAAUUUUUAGUGUGGACAUAUUAUCAAGUGAAAAAGGAACAGUCCAGUAAGUCAUUUCUGAGAUCAACUUCACAGCGCAUGUUCUUCAGUCAGCGUGCAUGUGACAAUUGAUACAUGAGGCAUUGACACUGUGAGCAUCAGCGUACAGCUCGUGUUUGUUUGGUGUGCAGAUUAGCAUAGAGGUUGGGUUUGCUGUGUGUGCUUCAUACUUUUUCAAUACAUAAUGAUAAUUAUGUAUUCUCGAGACAUUUUCUUGACUACUGAAACACUUUUGGGCAAGUCACUUUCACUAUGUGCCAAUUGGUUAAUUGCAUGUGGAAGCAGUCCAGAGAGAACUGCGCAGCAGCACAUUUCUUGUCUGUGUUACUUUUAUGUUGGAUGAUUGUGCAGUCAGGGAAUGUGCAUUGGUACAGCGAGGGAUUAUACUGGAUGUUAGUUCAUGCCCAAGAGAAAAAAUGAGCAGGAGUUCCAUUUUUGACCCAAAUAGUAGUAGCAUGGGCGCUAUUGAUGCAUAGGAAAAAGGCAUCUGUUGUAGCAUGUACAAUACUAAAGGGCACUAUCAUAUUUACUGUUUGCCUGUCACUGCUAUUCUACUUCCAGAUAACUGAUUCACAGAUUUGCCUGAAAGUUUAAAAGGGAGAUAAUGUAAAUUGUUAGUCAUUUGUCGUUGUGUUCACCCAAUUAUUUUAUGCAGCAGUCCCCCCCAAGUUUUUGUUGCAAGCUUUGACUAUAUUCUUUUUAUCUUUGUCAUGCCUAAUGUUCCCUGAGCAGUGCAAAUUGCCGACCAGCAUCUGUGAGAAUGUCAUAACCAUAAUUAAUUUUCCUCUAACUUGCAUAUUCAGCAUGGAUUUAAAUAACUUUAGUGCAUGAAAGCAACAAAUAUUACUUUGGCACUUAUAGCAGUUAUCUAGUCACCAAAGCAGUCACCUUAAUGCCCUUUAGCUUUGUUCAUUUAUUUGUUGCUGUAGCAACAGAUGUUACUUUGAAACCAAUGAAAUGAGUUUUGUACUUGUCGUUUCAUAUGAGAACAUUCUUUUUUUUGCCUAAGUCAAUGCCAAAGUUGUCACAAAACAUGCUUGACAUUGUCUUUUUUUUCACUUGUGAAUAAUUUUAUUUGGGGUUGAUAUUUUGCGUACUUAAUUUAUAAUAAACAGUGCUGACCUAGCCAUCACAAAAAGAUUUUCCUGUAGGAACCUAAUAAAAAUUAAGUGUUUAUUUACAACCAAUAUUUUACAAGUUGGGUAUUAGCUGUGAAUUUAGUCCUGUUAGUACAGUGCCCGACAUAUAUUAACUAGUCAUGUUUUUGUUACAGGAACCCGAAAUCUACUAAUGCUUUUUGUUAUUGUACAGAGAUAGAAGAGUUUUUGAAUGAUUGCAUUAUGUAUGUCAUUUUCAUUGCAGUGUGGCUAGCCUGCACUUGACCCCACAAAGUCUUAACGUUUCAUUUUUUGACACAUGUAGUAGCUUUUCUGACAUAAUGUAGUGAAGUUUCAGUUAUGGAUAGCUUAGCAAACCAAUAACUAAUCAGUUAAUUAUUCCAAAUAUUUUUAACUCAUUGCGCCAAAUGUUAUUGUGUGGUAAAAUUUAGUACAAAUGUACUCCAAAAAAGUAAAGGUGAUGAAGUUAUUGUUAUUUUUUCAAACACCCAUAUAGAAUGGGUGUGUGGGCUUUGUGGGGUUAAUGUACAUGCUGGCAUAGGGCACAUUGUUUCGCUUUGCGCCAGCAGUAUAGAUAUGUCAGCUGGUCAUAAUGUAUGAGGGUAAAACCGUCACCUCCUUAUUUUGCAAGUUGAUGCUCACUGUGCUCACCCAGAAUGUGCUUCAGACUUAUUUAGUGGCAGAGAUUUGUUGAUUGAAAAACUGUGUAUGUCUUUCGCAAUAUUGACGACCAUUUCAUACUUAGUGUCAUAAAUAAAACUAGUACUUUAUUUGCAA